Messenger RNA from Acomys russatus (golden spiny mouse), 2798 nucleotides. It is a transcript of the gene Tpcn2, whose product is annotated as two pore segment channel 2. The transcript has 25 exons. Gene Ontology annotation, biological process: transmembrane transport; monoatomic ion transport. Gene Ontology annotation, cellular component: lysosomal membrane. The record is from RefSeq and is a predicted model, not a curated record. Lineage: Eukaryota; Metazoa; Chordata; Mammalia; Rodentia; Muridae. Gene Ontology annotation, molecular function: monoatomic ion channel activity; voltage-gated channel activity. The coding region runs from base 81 to 2288 and encodes 735 amino acids.
GCCAUCACAGAGCGGUCGCUCCUUCUUCAGAACGCCAGGCUUUAGCUCCAAGGGCCCAGUUUGUCCAGUGUUGGGGUGGGAUGGCGGCCGAAGCACAGCCCCUUUUGGGCCGGGACCGAGGCGGUGGCCAGGCCUGCUCUGGUACCGUGGCCAGUGAGGAACUCAGCAUAGACCAGGCUGUGGUCUUCAUUGAAGAUGCCAUUCAGUACCGCUCCAUCUAUCACCGCAUGGAUGCUGGCUCAUUGCGGCUUUACCGCUGGUAUUACUCGAAGGUGUGCCAACGAGUGCUGGACUUCACCAUUUUCUUGAUCCUGGCCUUGGCUUUUGUGGAGGUCCCAUCUUCAUUCACGAGAACUGCGGAUGUGCGCUACCGCUCCCAGCCCUGGCAGCCACCCUGUGGCCUGACUGAAACAAUCGAGGCGCUCUGCAUGCUGGUCUUCCUGGUUGACCUCUCUGUAAAGGGCUACCUGGUGGGGCAGGCUAAGUUGCAGCAGAACCUGUGGCUGCUGGCCUACUUUCUGGUGCUGGUGGUAUCCAUGGUGGACUGGAUUGUUUCGCUGAGCCUUGCUUGUGAUGAGUCCCUGCGGGUGCGCCGGGUGCUCCGGCCCUUCUUCCUGCUGCAGAAUUCCUCCAUGAUGAAGAAGACCCUGAAGUGCAUACGGUGGUCGCUGCCAGAAAUGGCCAGCGUCGGGCUGCUGCUGACCAUCCACCUCUGUCUCUUCACCAUAAUCGGGAUGCUGCUCUUCACCAUUGGCGAGAAGGAUGAAGCACAGGACAAGGAGAGGCUGGCCUACUUCCGGAACCUUCCAGAGGCACUGACCUCACUCCUAGUGCUGUUGACUACUUCCAACAACCCUGAUGUGAUGAUCCCAGCGUACACCCAGAACCGGGCCUAUGCUCUCUUCUUCAUAGUCUUCACCUUGAUAGGAAGCUUGUUUCUGAUGAACCUGCUGACGGCCAUCAUCUACAAUCAGUUCCGGGGCUACCUGAUGAAAUCCCUACAGACUUCACUGUUCCGGCGGCGGCUGGGGGCCCGAGCAGCCUAUGAAGUCCUGGCCUCCAGGGCAGGCCUGGCUGGAGCCACCCCUGAGGCAGUUGGGAUAAAUCCCGAGAACUUCCUGCGAGUGCUUCAGAAAACCCAGCUGUGCAAGAUCCACAAACAGGCCAUCAUGCAGAAGGUGUUCUCUUAUGAAGGCCGCCCAAUACUGGCUGAUGAGUUCCAGAAACUCUUCGAUGAGGUUGACAAAGCCGUGAUCAAAGAGCACCUGCCGAAGCCCCAGUACCAGUCCCCGUUUCUGCAGAGCGCCCAGUUCCUCUUCAGCCACCACUAUUUCGACUACCUGGGGAGCCUCAUCGCUCUGGGAAACCUCUUGUCUAUAUGUGUGUUCCUGGUGCUGGACUCAGACCUGAUGCCAGGGGAGCGUGAUGACUUUGUCCUGGGGAUCCUUGACUAUGUCUUUGUCUUGUACUACCUGGUGGAGCUGCUACUCAAGGUGUUCGCACUGGGCCUGCGGGGCUACCUGUCAUACCACAGCAAUGUGUUUGAUGGCUCCCUCACCGUUAUCCUGCUGGUUUUGGAGAUUUCUACUCUGGCUGUAUACCGAUUGCCGCACUCAGGAUGGAAGCCCAAGCAGUAUGGCCCACUGUCACUGUGGGACUUGACACGGCUGGUGAACACACUGAUUGCAUUUCGCUUCCUGCGCAUUGUCCCAAACGUGAAGCCAAUGGCUGUUGUAGCCAGCACCAUCCUGGGCCUGAUCCAGAACUUGAGGGCAUUUGGUGGGAUCCUGGUGGUGGCAUACUAUGUGUUCGCCAUGGUUGGAAUCAACCUGUUCCGAGGCAUCAUUGUGCCUCCUGGAAAUGGCAGCCUCGUUUUUGGUAACGGCUCAGCUCCAUGCGGAAGCUUCGAGCAGCUAGAUUACUGGGCCAACAACUUUGACGACUUUGCUGCUGCUGUGAUCACGCUCUGGAACGUGAUGGUGGUGAACAAUUGGCAGGUGAUCCUGGAUGCCUAUCGGCGCUACUCAGGCCCGUGGUCAACAGUGUAUUUUGUGCUGUGGUGGCUGGUGUCCUCUGUCAUCUGGAUCAACCUGUUUCUGGCUCUGCUUCUGGAGAACUUUCUCCACAGAUGGGACCCCCAAGGUUAUAAGGAGCUCCUUGUUGGGACCCGGCAGAUCGCCUACCAGACGUCGGUGGAGCUCAUGUUCAGGGACAUCCUAGAGGAGCCCAAGGAGGAGGAGCUGAUGGAGAAGCUGCAGAGGCAUCCACACUUGCAUCUGUGCAGGUGACAUCAGAGUGGCCGCCCAGCUGGGGUGACAGGACAGAGAUGCUGGCCUGGGCCCCUGCUGUGGAGGCAGCAACUGGUAGAGACCAAGCAAGCAAAGGUGCCUGGGACAGACCACUCAGGGACAGAUGGAGGCUACAGCAAGGACUCAGCCCCCUGGGGCUGCUCAGCAGCGACCUCUGUGGCCUUGGCGGACCGAUGCUCGGCACUUCGGGGUAGUAUCCCUCCGUUUGCUCUUUCCAAGCUGCCCUGGUAAGACUUGCUAAGGACAGAGAGCGAUUUCCAAGGGACCUCAACGCUGGGAAUGGAGAAGGCCUCAGCUCCCUUUGUUACCCACAGCUUAUCUGUGCCCGCAGUGGCCUUUGUGAGCCCAAGCCUGCACAGCACCCUCGGAGGGUAUCCAGCAGGUUUCCAGGGCAUUGGGGGUUGGUAUCACGUGGGGAGAGUGUCACCGCUUUGUUUCAGUGUCUGAAUGUGAUGGGGUAUGUCUUGGGGUGAGGGUAUCACAGUGCCA